Symbiodinium sp. CCMP2592 is the source of this 780-nucleotide messenger RNA. The record is from the annotation of a GenBank genome assembly. NCBI's taxonomy places the organism in Eukaryota, Dinophyceae, Suessiales, Symbiodiniaceae.
AUGCUGGCGCUUUCGAGCUGUGCGCUAGAGAUAAGUAUGUACAGAGAGGUCGUGCAGUUCGUGGAGGUCCAUGGCGCAGAAACGGGGGGAGCCUGCAGUGUUUGGCUCCUGGUGCACAACAUGGGUUUUGUCCUUAUGCAGCAGAUUGUUUGGAGCCGCAGGCAUCGCGUAAUAUGGAUGCUUGCAGCUGUCAUGCUUGCCCGGCUGCAGAUGCAGCAAGAGAUCGUCUUCGCAGGCCGCCGAGGUGUGAACAAGUACAUGGAAGAUGAAGCACGAAAAGAGGGGCUACUGCGUCGCAUGCCAGUGGCAGAAAUUGGCUGGGACGACCACAAUCUUUCCAAGGCAGAUAUCGAGUUGUUGAGCAUGAUCUCUACUGCAGCAGGCAAGCUAGACUGGUACAGGGCCAAAGCCGCUUGGGAUUCCUCUUCUCGGCUGAAGACGCCUCUGUGCAACGCGAUGAUGCAUGCCGCCUUUCGGUGUGGUCGGUAUGCAGAUGGGCGGCGCAUCUUCUGGGACAUGUGUGAGAAGGGCCUGCCCAAGAACUCGAUCACGUACAACUGUGCCAUAAGGCUUUUCUCCAUGCUUGGGCAGUAUGAACAUGCCUACGCCCUUUUCGAAGAAGCUCGGGACAAAGUAGCGGUUUCGGGUGACCCUCGGUUACUAUACCUCCUGUUCAGUGAGAUGAUAAACUCAAUGGCGGAGGCCGGCAAUGUAACUGGAGUUGGUGAGUUCCUGCAGCUUAUGACCGACAACGGCUUCCAGAUUGGUGAGGUGACUUGA